GCCGUGCCAGUCAGUCGUAGCCAGUCCGCGCAUCAACGACGUACCACAUCACUUGUUGUCUUGUUUCGUUCCACGUUCCAGGCGCACCGCAGCAGUCACCGUCUAACCACCUGAAACAUUUUCAUCAAACAACGAAACCAAACGAUGGCUCCUUCAGUCGCUGAUAUAGUGAUGGACUCCGACGAAAGCGACGAUGAGCUUAUCGACGAAGAAUAUCAAUCUUUCUAUGAAUUUUUGAACAGCCAUUUUCCAAUUGUUAACGAGGUCAAUCUCAAUUUGAUCGAAACUCAUAUCCAAACUGAUCAUCGCUACAAAAAUCUUGUGAUUGAUAUUAUGUCAGAAGUAAAAAGUGAUAAAUUGAAAGUGUCGGUCGAGAUUAUAAUGAGAACCCUGAUUGAUGACGUACUCCUAAAAACAUAUUCGUAUCACAACGGAAGAGUAGAAUCAAUUCCUAAAAACUUCUACGAAUUGAACCUUAGUGAUAUUGUAUUUGAAUCACUAAUCGGUCAGCCCCAGUACGAAAACAGCUUCAACGAAAUCGAAAAAGAAGUCAAAGCAUAUAUUUUACAAGCCGAACAACGUUAUAAUCAAGAAAAUAAAAAAUAAAUUUUUUAAAUUUUUUUCAAUUAUAAAGUCCAA
Sipha flava (yellow sugarcane aphid) is the source of this 639-nucleotide messenger RNA. RefSeq lists its product as uncharacterized. The transcript has 4 exons. The record is from RefSeq and is a predicted model, not a curated record. Bases 145 to 606 code for a protein of 153 amino acids. Lineage: Eukaryota; Metazoa; Arthropoda; Insecta; Hemiptera; Aphididae.